Miniopterus natalensis is the source of this 2515-nucleotide messenger RNA. The record is from RefSeq and is a predicted model, not a curated record. Lineage: Eukaryota; Metazoa; Chordata; Mammalia; Chiroptera; Miniopteridae.
UUGAAAAUGCAAUAAAUCAGGUAAAACUGUUGAAGAAGGAUCCAGGAAAUGAAGUGAAGCUAAAACUCUAUGCACUAUAUAAGCAGGUAAAUGCCUAAGAUCUGAUAUAAUUUAGAGACGUUUUGAGCAGGUAGCUCCUCAAAUAGAUAUGGUGUGUGUUUUACUGAAAUUCAGCUUUACUAUUUUUAGGGUUUGUUUUGCUGCCUUUCCUUUAAAGAAUAUAUUAACCUAAAAAUAAAAUGCCAAAGUGAAAGGCAACAAGUAUUUACUUGAGAUCACAGAAUUGCAAUUUCAGGGUACAGAUUCAAGCAGGAACACAAACUGAGUCCCGAUUAUAGGGUGAAGGCAAGGGUGUUUUAUGAGAAAAGGAAGGGAAAUAAUUACAUGAAUAGAAGAAGGAAGUUUCUAUUGGUGUUGGCAAGCUGAGUUACUAAUUCUAUCUUCUGGAAGAUAGAAUUUUUCCUUGUGGUCAGGAUGUGUGCUUUCCUGUUAGUUUUACAAGUAAUUGCCUUGGCCUAGUCCAAAAAUUACUUUGCUGGUUCAGAACAUUCUAAAGGUUCGAGGAGCAGGAUGUGCAGGCAGUUCCCCUGCGGUGGCUGCUUUGGCUCUAUUUUAAAACAGCUCUCACCGGUGUAUACAUGGGUUUGCAUAUUACACUUUCAAACCCUAGUUAGGCAAAAAGUAACCCCUCAGGAUCACUCCAGAGGAAAAGAGACUUUAAGGAUGUAACAACCAGGAGUGUAGACCUUAUUUGGCUGCCAUUAGAAUAAAUCAACUGAAAAAGUUGUUUUGAGAAAAUUGGGGAAAUUUGAGUAUGGACUGAAUAGUAGUAUCUAGAAACUGUUGUAUAAUAGUAUCAUGGUUAUAUAAGAAAAUGUUGGGGGUUUUCUGUGUUUUUUUGGGAAUGCAUAUUAAGAAUGUAGGGGUGAAAUAGUAUGGUGUUUAGGAUUCACUAAAAUUAAGCAAAAAAGAAAGAAAAGAAUGGAGGAAGCAAGUAUGGCAAAAAUGAUAGUUGUUGAUUGGGUGAUGAGUAUUGGGAAUUCAUUAUAAUAUUUUAUUUUUGUGUAUCUUUGAAAAUUUUUGUAACAAAAUUUUAAAAUGUAGGUUUUUAAGUUGCAAUGUCUAAAGACUACCCUGGGAAGUCAGCCCUCUGGGCGCCUGUGUGUUUCUCUUCCUGUGGUUGGUAUGAGCCUCUCCUACCAAAAAGAGGUCUGGCCCUUGCCCCUGGCUUCUGGGCAAGAUUACCUUAGAUCAUGUAAUAUUUAAACCCUUGAAAUGCUGUGCCUGAUAGGAGUGUCUUUGCCUGCAGAAUCUAGCAGUGUGAUUUAGAGUGGGACUGGCCGCACGAUAAGUUGACACUGUGAUUUAGAGAGCGGGGCUUCAGCUGCAUAUUCAGUGGUUACGGAGCUCCCGGUGAAAACUCUGAACACUGAGGCUGGAGUGAGCUUCCCUGGGCACUGAAGGACCGUGUAAUAUGCCCAAACCAGGUGUGUUUGACUUUAUUAAUAAGGCCAAAUGGGAUGCAUGGAAUGCUCUUGGCAGUCUGCCCAAGGAAACUGCCAGGCAGAACUAUAUAGAUUUGGUGUCCAGUCUGAGCUCUUCAUCUGAGUCCUCCGUCCAGCUGGAGCCUGGAGCAGACAGGAAACGACAGGCUUAUGAAAACCUGGUGGUGACCUCUGAGGAUGGCAUCACAAAGAUCAUGCUGAACCGGCCCGCCAAAAUGAAUGCGAUAAACAUUCAGAUGUAUCAAGAAAUCAUGCUUGCACUUAAAGCUGCAAGCAAGGAUGACUCCGCCAUAACUGUUUUAACAGGAAACGGUGACUAUUUCUGCAGUGGGAAUGACCUGACUAACUUGAUCGAUAUUCCCCCUGGCGGAAUAGAGGAGAAAGCCAAAGACAGCACCGUCCUGCUGAGGAACUUUGUAGACGCUUUUAUCGAUUUUCCGAAGCCUCUGAUCGCGGUGGUAAAUGGUCCAGCUGUGGGGAUCUCCGUCACCAUCCUCGGCCUGUUCGAUGCUGUGUAUGCCUCCGACAGGGCAACAUUUCAUACUCCUUUUAGUGACCUAGGCUUAAGUCCAGAAGGAUGUUCCUCUUACACGUUUCCGAAGAUAAUGGGCCCAGCCAAGGCAACAGAGAUGCUUAUUUUUGGGAAGAAGUUAACAGCAAGAGAAGCGUGUGCUCAAGGACUUGUUACUGAAGUUUUUCCUGAUAGUACUUUUCAGAAAGAAGUCUGGACCAAGCUGAAAGCAUAUUCAAAGCUCCCCCCAAAUUCCAUGAGAAUUUCAAAACAAGUCAUCAGAAGUAUGGAGAAAGAAAAGCUACAUGCUGUUAAUGCUGAAGAAAGUAGUGUCCUCCAGAAAAGAUGGGUCUCAGACGAAUGCAUAAAUGCAGCCAUGAACUUCUUAUCCAAAAAAGCAAAACUGUGAUGACUGAUGCAGCAAAGUUAAGCAUUUCAAAGGAGGGGAUGUACUGUGAUUUCUGAUUUCCAAUACUUGAACUAAAUUAACUUCACUGUG